ACCGCAUGCAGUUUUUCCUCUCUAAGCAAAGAUCCAUGAUGUCGACGAUGUGUAGUCGACGGACACACAGACACUAACGCUCGGAUUAACGUCGCAUCGGCGAACAACCGACGUGUUCGACCAGCUGAAGGAUGCUGAACCUGGGCACAGAUGGUUAAAAAGCAGGAAGAUCCUGCUCUGUAGAUGUCUGGAAUCUGUCCAUGGCUUCUAAGAAGCAGAGAGGAAUGGUUUUCUGUGAGGAAGGGGGGUUCACACCUGCAGCAGACCACCUACCUGAGUGCUUUGCAGCUCUUAAACCAGGGAGGAGAAAUGAAGGUGGGAAACACAGCACCUGUUUGACGAAUGAAGAAGCCGGUAUGAUGGGUAGCCCCUACAUGAACCCAUCAGAGGAAGCCAUCAAGGCUACUGUUGGACUUCCUGCUUUGAAGUAUCCAGCAGGUUCAGAUAGCAUUUCACCUGGUGGCCUGUCACCUGCCUGUGUCUGCAGAGGCAUCAGAGUGACUCUGGACAACAACAGCAUGUGGAACGAGUUCUUUAAAUGCAGAACAGAGAUGAUUCUGACCAAACAAGGAAGUAGGAUGUUCCCCUAUUGUCGCUUUCGGAUCUCCGGCCUGCAGCCGUCCAGGAAGUACACAUUGAUCAUGGACAUUCAACCUCUGGAUAACAGUAAGUAUGAGUGGACUGGCAGCAGCUGGCAGGUCGCUGGGAAGGCAGAGUCUCAGGUGAAGAGUGCACCAUUUGCCCAUCCAGAGUCUCCUUCAACGGGCCAACACUGGAUGCUGAACCCAGUGUCCUUUUACAAACUGAAGCUCACAAACAACCUGACAGACCAAGAGGGUAACACCAUGCUGCAUCCUAUGCACCGCUACCUGCCCCGUUUGCACAUCUUUCAAACUGACAAGCCUGUUAAAGACAUCAAGCUGAGCGGUCCUGCUGUCUUCACCUUCACUUUCCCUCAGACUGAGUUCAUGGCCGUCACAGCGUACCAGAACUCUCACUUUGCUCAGCUGAAGGUCGACUGUAACCCGUUCGCUAAAGGACUGAAGGAGGACAUCUCAAAGCUAAAAGUGAACUCUAAAAAAGAUUAUAGCAAAGAUGGAGGCACAACAACAAACAAGCUGCAUCCUGUGAAGAAGAGCUUGAAGUCUUUACUGGAAAACCAUAAACUGAGAACCUCAAAAGCAGCGAACUUGAUGCCUUCAGUGUCAUGUGACCUGCAGACUACAAACAGAGAUCAGUCGGCUGCAAAGAUCAGUGGGGAAAGUUCACGUUCUCCUCCAGCUCAGAAGUUAUUUUCUGAGCUGAUUCGUGAGGCUCACGUUUCACUACAAAGAUGCAACAUGGACCAGCUGAGCAACAACAACAUCCAUCACACAACUGAGUGGACCAACACUAAAACAACAACUCUAAAACACAAUGGACAAGAGGGCAGUAAACCUGUCAGAACACACGGUGAAACAUCAGCUACAAACAAAGAUGAAGCUGUUGUGAGUACCAGGAAAGUGAGGCAAGACCCUGUGAAGUCACUGAACAUCAGUACUGAUUGUCCUGCUACAUCAGCUUCAUCAACUCCAUUAGCGGCCCACUACUUGUCUGUGGACUCGGAGCACCAACAGGACUUGUCUGUGGAUUCCGAGCGCCAACAGAACUCUUUUGUGGAAUCAGAGCACCAACAGAAUUCGUCUGUGGACUUAGCGCACACACUGAACUCUUCUGUGGACCAACCAAAGCCUGAAGCUCCGUCAGAAGACCAAGUUAAACAACACAAACGUCCGGCACAGCUGCCUCUUCCAGCUCUAGCUCUGUUUUUAAAGCAGCACUCUACAAAACGUAAAAAAGCAAAGAUCAGGCAGGACUCUCCUCCCCCAGCACUCCCGUCUGAAACUUCUUCUGAACCCAUGACUUUGAAUCCUGCUUCCUCAAAGGACCCCCCUAAAGAUAUAACUCAGUCCAAAAAACAGACGUCCUCAUGUGCUGAUGAAUGUCUUUCACCUGAUGAACCCAGCACUUGGCCUUCCAGUCCAUCAGGUCAGGAAGCUACAGCUGCUUCGAACGGACAAAGAACUGAUUAUAUGUCUAUGUCAGACCCUGAAAUCACCACCGAACAUCAGGCUGAUAGUCCACCUGUGUUAUCCAGCUCAGAUGAGCUUCUUUGUCCCCCUUUGACAUCUUUUUCCCCCAUGAGCUCCUUUUCUCUUAUCCCCUCACCAUCCUCUGACCUGGUGUUACCUGUUGAGAUUUCACACCCAUCAGCCUCCCCCACCAUGAAGACUGAGUGUCUGCUUCCUGAUCCAGAGUGUUCUUCUUUUGCCUUUGAGCCAUUGUCUCCUACAAGUUCUCCUGAACCAUUACCUUCGCUGCCUGUCUCUAUAACUUUAGAACUCAGCUCUCAGACUUCUGAAUAUAAAUGUGUUCAUCCUGAAGAAGAAUCAGCUGAAUCAGUGUUUAAAUGGCAUACAGUGUUACCUCCACCUGAGCCUGACGUCCACUCUUCAUUCACAACAUUUCAGUCCACGCCACACACUCUUCCUUUAGCCUCUGUUCCAUCUCCUGUGCUGCCUUCAGAGACUGCCUCCCUCCCUGAACCACAGUCUUUGGACCCAUCCACAUCGCCCCCUGAGAUGUUUCAGGUAAACGAACAGUCACUACCAUUCUCUGCAGAGCUGUCCCCCCUCGCACUCCAGCUGCCACUGUCUCCAACCUUCUCCUCUUUAGACGGAGACCCGUUAUCACCCACGCCAUCACUAGCUGACCUUGUGCACCUUUUCUCCAUGGACGAUGACCUGGGGUUGGGGGUGGAGUUUUCAAACUCAGAGUCGGUGGCUGCAACCUGCCUGCCUUCAAGCACAGUUGAAGCAGACCCACAGGAGUCGUCUCAGCCGCUGCAGAUGGUCCAAGCCAACAAACCCUGCAAACGCAGGAAGAAGUGUCGCCGACGAAAGGUCGCUAGGACCCACACGGAUCAGGAGAAAGACAACUCCACCUACACCUGCAUGCAGGCGAACCUUGAGGAGGUGGAGGAGCAGCUGUUUAUCUCCUUCACAUCAAAGGAGGCCCUCAAACUUCACAUUGUGGACUCUUUAAAAGUAUCAGACCCUGAGGCUCAGAGAACACAUGAAGGUCACCUGCAGACACCUGAAGGUCACCUGCAGACACCGGAGGACUCACCUGAGCAAGUAGACAGCUUGGAGAAAAAGAUUGCUGCCUUCCAGAAGAUCCUCCUGAGAGACCUGAAACUGAUGAGACACAGACAGGUGAUCCAUCCUGUGCUGCAGGAAGUGGGUCUGAAGAUGAACCUGCUGGAUCCCACUCAGGCCAUAGACCUGCAGUACUUGGGGGUCCGCCUGCCCCUGCCCCCACCUGGACUCUCUGUGGAUCCCUCAAAUCCAGGUGUUUGUGGUGCAUUCGUGUCCCGGACAGGAAAAACAACAGAUGUGACUCAGAUUAAAGGCUGGAGAGAGAAGUUCAGUCCAUCAGAGGCUCCACCCCCUCCUGCACUACCUGAAGUUGGUCCUGGUCCUGACACGCAGAAGAAGAACCUCUCUGCAUUCUGUAGUGACAUGUUGGAUCAGUACCUGGAGAAUGAGGGAAAGCUGAUUGAUCGGCAAGUUGACAGUCUGUCUCAGCAGCAGUCUGACCCUCCAGUCUACCAACUGCCCACCACCAGCACUAGCUACGUCCGGACCCUUGACAGCAUCCUGAAGAAGCAGGUGGCCUCAGACCUGAUAUCUGGAUUCAUUCCCCCCUCGAAGAGACCCAAACUCCCUCCAAAGGAGCCCCGAACCUACCUGAGAGAAACCACCAAGCAGAGAGGUCCAAAAUCACACAAACCAAGACCAGAAUCUGCUCUUACAUCUGGAUCCAGUCCAGCUGAGUCAACCCAUAUCACCAAACUGCCCAUUGUUCCGACUGCAGCUGCCUCCCUUUCUUCAGCAGCCCCCCCUAUAUCAGAACCCUUGGCCCCAAUCAACAAACCUAAGAAACAGAGACACAUUGUGAGAGUCCCAUUUGCAUCAGGACCGCCCCCAAAGGUAAAGGAGAGCAGGAAGCUUAAACCCAGGACCAUGUCCCAGACCCUAAUCCACCCCAGCAUUACCAAUGUUGUCUCAGAAGACCUGGCUCCACUGGAUUCAGACCCAGAACAGGGGAAUAAGACUCAUAGUGUUCCUGUGAUGACAAGGGGUCUGCUGAGACAGAAGGACCUGGAGGAUGGAGGGGUCUGGGAAGGAAAACCCAGAACCAGAAUCACAGAAGAGAGGGCUGCCGUUGCUCUGACAUCACUGUUCACUCUUAAGGGCUUUGUCAUCGAAAAUCCGACCACUCCGGUGCAGGUGGUUCGCAGACAGGCCCCUCCCUGCCUGAAUGAGUUCUGCCGGCUGGGCUGUGUGUGCUGCAGCUUGUCUCAUGGCUGCAGGAUCAGUCACUGCGGCCGGCCCGCCUGCAUGCUGGGCUGCAGCUGCCUCAAACAGAAGGUGGUUCUCCUCAAGCACCUUGACCCGGACUCAAGCCCCUCCCACCAGGGAAACAGGAAGAGGAGGAGGAGGAGGAGGAUGAAGAUGGCUUAUGUUCUGAAGGAGGCGGACUCAGUUUCCCAGCCUGCCCAACGGGUCCGUACUCUGUGGAAGAGGGAUGGCAGAGACUCAGAUCAAGAUCCGAUUCACAUCCCUAAAGCAGUUCAUCGGCCCUGCCCAUCAGAGAGGACAACAGUUAGCAGCUGUGCCAGGGUCAGAGGUUAUUUCCUGAAGAGGCGGAGCCACAAAGUGAAGGACACACCUGAGGACAAAAAAUCUAAAGACGGUCGUUUGAAACGUGUGAAAUUGAAGGACCCUCAGCGCUCCACACCCUCAGCAGCACUUGGACCAGAUCAGGUUGUUUCCUCUGUCCAGUCCCCUAGUUCUUGUAUCGAGUUAACCCCGAAGCCGUCCAAGCGUCUGAUCAUCCUGACGGAGGGUAAGUGGGGCAGCGCCGCCGACAGGAGCAUGGUGUUAAAGCACCUGUGUGAGCGAAUGGCUCAGGACCAACUCAACCAAUCGUUCUGCCUUGGGGGGUACCGCAUAACUCCCAUCAGCCAGACUGCUGAGGGGGACGGGGCUGACAGCUGCAUACAGUAUAGAGUCCACAUCUCCAUACCAGAACCAGAAAAACCAGCACAACAAGCACCUAACACAGACCAACAACAGGAACACAUGAAACAGGUUUUCAGGGAGGCGGAGCCUCCUGAGGAAUGGCAGAGAGAGGUGGAAGCGAAAGAGGCUGAGCCUCCUGAAGAUUGGCAGAGAGCAUUGGAGGAGGAAGAGGCGGAGCCUAGUGAAGACUGGCAGAGAGAGGUGGAGGAGGAUGAGGCAGAGCCUCCUGAAGAUUGGCAGAGAGAGGUGGAGGAGGAAGAGGAAGAGGCGGAGCCUAGCAAAAAUGACCAAACAAAGGAUGUCAGUGAGGAGAAGGCAGCAUCAACUUAUCACCAGGUGCACGAUGCGAACCACAGAGAAGAACAGGACAUAAGAUCAGAGAAGAAGAAGAGGAUCAGUUUGGGUCUGCCAUUCCUCACAGGAGUCUCACCUGCUGGCUUCCUGAUGACCAAGAGGAAGCAGCCAGGAGGAACAGACCACCUGGUCCAGGUGAAUGGGAAACUCUAUCCUCUGGCUAAGAUCCAGUUGGGACAGAUGGGGGCACUUCAUCCUGCGAACAGAUUGGCAGCUUACCUGACGGGGCGAGUGGGGUCAAACAGGAAGCAGCAUGGCUCCUCCGCUGAACCUCACCAGAGCCGAAGUCCUGGAACGCCCCACCAUAAUGUUUCCUCCUCUUCUCCUGUGGUCGGCAUUCCUCUACCCAAACCUCAGCCGUCAGUCCCAAUUCCCUCCAUCCAGACCCCACCAACAGAGUCUCAUCUGCCAGUCUUCCUCCACCAAUCAGCUGCCUUGUCUAACCCGCCAACACCUGAGGGGACAGGGUCUCGGGUAGUGACAAUGAUGUUGUACCCAAAUAGGACAGGAAAGACCAACCAGGUUACAGUGGUACCUGCAGCAUCUUCUAGCUCCGCCCACCUACCAGGUCCAAACCCGGCUCUGAAGGUCUCUCAGGUGUGGAUGGUCCCAGCCACGGGUCCUCUUCAGGGUCCUGUUCGGGGUCCGUCACCAACCUCCACUGGUCAGAGGAUGAUACUGAAGCCAGUUCAGACCACAUCAGGGUUACAAUUCUACCGCAGACCUGACGGGAAACUUGUUCAACUGGUCCCCCUCAGCCAGCUGAGACCAGUCCCCAAGAUCCAGGAAAAGAACAAGAUCCAGGACCAGAAAAAGAUCCAGGACCAGACCUGUUCUGUGCAGAAAGUCCUCCAGCCUGCUUACUGUCAGACCUCAGACCCCCAAUCCCUGCCCCUCCUCCCUGCCCCAACCCAGCCCCCUUCUGCUGUCUUGGCUCAAAGGGAGACUUGUAAAUUUAAAGUCUUCCCCACUGACCACACAAAGGACCCAAUGAUUGUCACCUGUGUGAAAGUCCCGCUCCCUCCCCCAACCAAGAUGGCCGCCUCCUCCCCACUCCUCCCCAAGGCCUCUGUGAAUCUUCUCUCCCUCAAUCCAGAUAAAGGUGAGGGGGCAAGCUUGGGUGUGAAGACUGUGACAACGGCCCCUUGUGGGGUGGUAGUCCAUCAGAAACCUCAUACCAUAAUCCAGACCACUAGUAGAUCCCAGUCCAACCCUCCAGGGUCAGAGGUCUCUCUAUCCCCACCUCAACCCCCAGCCCACAGGACCGGACCUGAGCCAGAGCCGUGUAGCAACCUAAGGGACCUGGACAUGAUGUGUGUGGAGACUGAGGUGGUUGCUGCCGGGACAGUUGUUGGAGACAAGCAGCAAUCAGAGACCUUGGAAACUGAGGAGACGGAGAACUCGUCAGACUUUGAGGAGGAAACAGAUGAAGAAAGAGAUUCAGUCAAAUCUCAGCCUGACAACAUACGUCACAACAUGUUGGAGAAGCAGCGUAGAGUGAAGAUGAUGAAGCUGUUUAAAAAUCUGAGGAGAGAAUUGGGACAGGACGAGAAGACACCAAAGAUCCACAUCCUCAAAAAGGCGAUGGAGGCGAUCCAAGAGCUGAGGACUGCACAAACAAAUCUUACAGGGAUAAAGAGGUUGCUGAUGAAGAGGAGGGACCACUAUCUCAACAUCAUUGCUCCCCCCACAGGAAGUAAACACAAGGAGGUGAUCGAGGAGGCAGGGCUUCUGUCGGACAAGAUGUAUGAGCUGACAGACAACUCAUCUGAUGAGGAGAAAGUCAUCGCCUUGACAACAAAUGUGAUGGAUUCUCAGGUGGAACAUGAUGUUCAAAGUGUCACCAUGGGGAUGAUGGAUGAGAUUGGUCAGCUGAGUGAUGCCCAGAGGAGUCUGUCGAGCAUCAUGGAGGACCUGGACUCAAAAGACGCUUUGAGUGCAAAGAAGUUGCUGCGAGAUCAGAGAGUCAACACCGCCUUCAAAGCUCUCCAGUCCGUGAUGAAUGACAAAAACUCUGCAAGGACACACCUGUUGAAACAGGCUUGUCGGGAGAUUCAGACACUGCAGUGUGAGAUGAAACUACUGAAGAGUCUGAAGAGCUGUCUGAGACAGCAGAGAGACGCCUACAUGAAGAAGAUCCAGCAGGGGUCAGGUAAAAGUCAGCAGGGAAUCCUCAGGAAACACCAGGUGUCCAAGAAAGACAAAGCAGCCAAUCAUCUUCAAGAUACAGAAGGGGGUGUGGCUUCCUCAUCAACUGAUGAUGACAUCAUAUUAACUUCCUCCAACCUGCAGCAGCCUAUUAAGGCUCCUCACACUCUGACCCCGCCCACACCUACACCUGUGCAGACACAUUUUCUGAAAAAUCCACCUGUCCUGGCUCCCACUGUUACCCACAAUUCAUCAGGAGUUAAGGACAGGACGAGGACGAUCCCAAACAUCCUGACUCGCAGAAGGAAGAUGGUGAAGGGUGAGAAGGAGCUGCCGCUCUAUCAGGCUCUAGUUCCCACUGAGGCUCUGUCCCUGGCAGGGGCCUUGUUGCCGGGGCAACCAGUCCUGACUAUGACCCCGGUGAUGUCAGGGCCUUCUGUGCUGCAGACGUCUGCUUCAGCCGGCGUGGCCUCAGUGACCCUCAGCAUCCCAGGCCUGACCAAUCAGCAGAUCCACAUAACCUCACUGCCCCAACCACAAACUGCUCAAAACAUCAACAACCAGCUGCAACUGGUUCAACCAACAAAACAACAAGAACAACUAAUGACACGUAACACAGACCAACAACCAACCACCCAUGAACAACUAGUGAUACAACAGCAACCAGUGACACAACAACAGCAACCAGUGACACAACAACAGCAACCAGUGACACAACAACAGCAACCAGUGUCACAGCAACUAGUGACACAAAAAGUAGUGGCACAACAACAACCAGUGACACAACCACCACCAGUGAACUGUCAACAGACUCCACAGGUCAGUCCUGGCGAGUCCUCCUUUCGGCGUCUUGGGUUAGAGGAUUCAGUGGGCGUGUCUAUCAGAGGCGGGGCUGACUGCCUUACAUCGCUCCUCGACGAGAUUGUCUUCCUCAACCAGCAGAACUCCAAGGAGACUGAAGUGGGGGUACUGUUUCCAGGGAAACAAUUCUUUGAGGUGGGGCUGCAGGAGGAAAGUAGCACUGUGGGCGAAGUCUCAGAGCAGGGCGGGGCCUCAGAGCCAGGCGGCGCCUCGGAGCAGGGGAGCCCAUGGCUCCUGCGGCUGGAUUCUGACUCUGAGGACACAGUUACCACGGAGACAGCACAGACAGAGACCACUACGGGCCAAUCACAGCCUAGUCCUGUUGUCCUGACUCCGCCACCCCUGCUGCAGAUGAAGGUGGGCGGGGCAACAGAGGCAGACCUCUCCAGCAUUGAUGGAGCAGCAGUAGUGGGAGAGGAGACGAGGAGGGAUGGAGACAUGACCUGGAGGCCGAUGCCAAGGUUGGUCCCUCUGGGCCUGAGAGGACAUGCCUCUAGCUGACAUCACGCAGUUUUAGUCCGCCAUGACACUCCACUGAAAUGUUAAAAAUGUAUUAGCAUUGAUAAAAGCAACCAAAUGAACAACCAAUCAGAUCAACAAGCAACCAGCUCUGAUUUCUGUAAAAUCAGUAGAUAGAGAGAGAGAGAGAGAGCUUUAAUGAACAUGAAGCUGCAGAAAUCUUCAACAUUAAAGUUUGAUGACUGUAAAUAAAACAGUGACUAACCUGUACCUGCUCAGUGUUGGCUGCAGUCUGUUGUUUAGUUAAACUGUUUUAAGUAUGUACAGUGUACAGGUGUUUAGUUCUUUUUUUACGUGUACCUUUUACAGUGUUGGAGGAGAAAACGAUGCCUCAGAAACAAAAAUAAAGUAUAAAUAUGAA
This is a messenger RNA of Labrus bergylta (ballan wrasse), 9369 nucleotides long. RefSeq names its product MAX dimerization protein MGA a (gene mgaa). Gene Ontology annotation, biological process: positive regulation of DNA-templated transcription; regulation of transcription by RNA polymerase II; cell fate specification. Gene Ontology annotation, cellular component: nucleus. Gene Ontology annotation, molecular function: RNA polymerase II cis-regulatory region sequence-specific DNA binding; DNA-binding transcription factor activity, RNA polymerase II-specific; protein dimerization activity. NCBI's taxonomy places the organism in Eukaryota, Metazoa, Chordata, Actinopteri, Labriformes, Labridae. The record is from RefSeq and is a predicted model, not a curated record.